Messenger RNA from Alnus glutinosa, 2903 nucleotides. Its product is annotated as disease resistance protein RGA2-like. Lineage: Eukaryota; Viridiplantae; Streptophyta; Magnoliopsida; Fagales; Betulaceae. Gene Ontology annotation, molecular function: ADP binding. The record is from RefSeq and is a predicted model, not a curated record. Gene Ontology annotation, biological process: defense response to other organism. The transcript has 3 exons. The coding region runs from base 1 to 2655 and encodes 884 amino acids.
AUGGCUGAACUUGCCUCUGGCAUAAUGGGAAACGUCUUACAAAAGCUAGGGUCUGUUGUUUACCAAGAGUUGAGCUUGGCAUGGGGUAUCAAAAGCGAUCUAAGAAGGCUUAAGCGCGCCAUGUCAAUCAUUAGAGAGGUGCUCCUGGAUGCCGAAAAGAAGCAAGCAAGUAACCCCCUGCUGAGGCUCUGGCUAGGGCAGCUCAACGAUGUCCUUCAUGAUGCCGAGGAUUUGUUUGAUGAAAUUGAGUACCAAGCUUUAAGGAAUCAAGUGGUUGCCACACAUGGGAGCACUUCUAGAAAGGUACUUCAUUCCUUUUCAUCCUCUAUGACACGUGCAUUCCCCUUCAAACUGGCUCAUAAAAUUAAGGGCAUUAGAGAGAGGUUAGAUGAGAUUGAAGCCGAUAAGGAUAAGUUUAAUCUCACUGAACAACGUGAAGAUGGGCGUAUCAAGCACCGGUUGAGGGAAAUAGAUUUAAUCUCAUUUGUCCAUCCAUCAAAAGUAAUCGGAAGGGAUAAGGACAAAGAAAAUAUCAUUAAUUAUCUUUUGAUGCACUCAGAUGUUCGCAAAAAUAUCAAUGUAAUUUCCAUAGUCGGAUUAGGAGGUUUGGGGAAGACCACACUUGCCAAGUGGGUGUACAACAAUGAACGUGUAGUCCAGACUUUUCAAUUGAGAAUGUGGGUUUGUGUGUCUGAAGAUUUUAGUGUUACAAGAUUGAUAAAAGAAAUCCUUAAAUCUGCAUGCAAUGCAAUUGGGAUUGGAAUUGAUGAAAAUUGGAAUGUUGAUACAUUGCAAACUAGAUUGAGAGAACUUUUAAAAGAUCAGAAAUUUCUGCUUGUCUUGGAUGAUGUAUGGAAUGAAGAUCGUAAUAAAUGGAUUGAAUUGAGAGAUUUGUUAAUUGAUGGUUCUGAAGGAAGUAAAAUUAUAGUGACAACACGUAGUGACUUGGUUGCCUCCGCUAUGAGCACUGAUUCUACAUACAAUUUAAAAGGUCUAUCCCAAGAAGAUUGUUUGUCUUUGUUUGUGAAAUGUGCAUUUGAGGAAAGAGAAGAGAAACAACAUCCAAACCUCUUAAAAAUUGGAAAAGAAAUUGUGGGAAAAUGUAAAGGGGUUCCAUUGGCAGUGAAGACUUUAGGCAGUCUGCUUCAUUCAAAAGUUGAUGAACAGGAGUGGGAAUUUGUGAGAGAUAAUGAGAUAUGGAAAUUAGAACAAAAGGAGAAUGACAUCUUACCCGUAUUGCGAUUGAGUUACGAUCAACUGCCAAUUCACUUGAAGCGAUGCUUUGCCUUUUGUUCUCUUUUCCCAAAAGACCACAAAUUCUAUUCGUAUCUUUUGAUUCAAGCAUGGAUGGCACAUGAACUAAUACUUGAAACGUCUAUUAUUGAAAAACAAGAGUUGGAAUAUGUUGGAAACUUGUAUAUAAAUGAGUUGGUGUCGAGAUCUUUCUUCCAAGACGUUGAGAAAGACAUUCCUAACUUGCCCAUCUAUACUUUUAAAAUGCAUGAUCUAAUCCAUGAUCUUGCAAUCUCAAUUGCACAAGGAGAGUGUUCAGAAGUAGAUUUUGAUGCUAAAGACAUUAUUAGAACAAUUCGUCAUUUGUCAUUUUCAACCAAAGACUUGAGUCAAGAAGUUCCAAAAUGCUUAGACAAGUUUACAAAGGUGCGCUCCGUUAUGUUCACAACCAAACAACCAGUGUCCUUAGCUGAAGCAUGCAUCUCAAGAUUUAUGUCCCUGCGGUUGCUUCAUUUUGGUGGAUCAUCUUUUGAGGUCUUGCCAAGUUCUAUCGGCACUUUGAAGCAUUUGAAAUAUAUCGACCUAUCUUAUAAUGAAAGAAUCAUGGAACUUCCUAAUUCCAUUUGUAACCUACACCAUUUGCAAACAUUACUGCUUGAUGGAUGUAAGAAACUUGAACGGUUGCCCAAAGAUAUGAGGAACAUGAUCAGCCUUAGGUAUUUGACAAUAACAACAAAGUCUACAUGGUUGUUGAAGAAUGGAUCCUUGAAUUCUCUUCGGUUCUUGUUUAUAGAUGAUUGUCCUAGACUAGAAGUUUUGUUUCAAGGUAUGGACGGGUGCCUCACCAACCUUCGAGAGUUGGGUAUAUGGAGUUGUCCAAGGUUGACCACUUUGACACUCUAUAUCAAGCACCUAACUUCCUUAGAGCUCCUUGAAAUCGGAAAUUGUGAAGAGCUUGUUUUGAUGGGAGAAAAUGAUCAAGAUCUCAAGUUGAACCUCCGAAUUUUGUCGAUUCUACGGUUGCCAAAGUUGGAGGUCUUGCCCCAAUGGAUCCAAGGAUCUGCUAAUACUUUACAGUACCUACAAAUCAUAGAUUGUGAGAACUUCACAUCCUUGCCUGAGUGGUUGCCAACUCUCAAGUCACUUCGCGCACUUGAGAUUAAAAACUGCCCCGCGUUGUCAUCUCUUCCGGAGCAGACACUUUGUCUCACUACGCUAAGAUCAUUGAAGAUUAAAGGCUGUCCUGAAUUGAGUAAAAAAUGCAAACGAGAAGAUCAACCCAAGAUCGCGCAUGUACCAGAAGUUGAACUUGAUGAGGACAUAUCAAGUACUUCUUCAACAGAAGAUGAUGUUGAGAUUUAUAUGUCUAGGGACAGGACAAUAGUUGAAUGGAAGAUGCUGACAAUGAAAGCCUGCAUGUAAACAAAGUUUAAAGGGGUGCUGAUUUGGCUUCAUGUUGUGCCGUAGAUCCGUUGUCAUCAAGUUAUCAACAUCCAUUCUUAAUUAUGUUGGUGUUUUUGACUUUUGGAUUGACUUUCGAAUUAUAAUAUACUAAUGUUUUUAUUUGGAUUUGUAUUUAGAUUUAUAAUGUUUUGAAUUUGUAUUUAGUUAUUUGGAUUUGAAUUUGGAUUACUAAUGUUUUGGAUUUGGAUUUGUAUUUGGUUAUUUGA